AUGGAUUAUUUUUAUAAUAUAAUUCAAAUUAACAACAGUUUAUUUCGCGUUAAUCUAUAUAACGAAGAUGAUAUUUUCAACUACAUACAAUUAUAUUCGCGACAAACUGAAACAAGUUGGCGUGUUUUGAAAUCGUGUAAAUCCGAAAAUUAUGACAUUUGGAAAAUAUUUGGAUGUCUUCACAAUAGUUUGCACAAACUUUUAAAAAACACAGAUAAGAAAAAUAAUUUAAACACAAGUGAGUGUCCAUCAAUUAUUGACAUUAGAAUUAAAUGCUUAAGCUCAAGAGAAAAAGACUACGAUCCCCAUUUAAAAAAUGGGUUACCAGCAAUUGUGAAACUUAAAAACCACCAUAACCAUUUAGUUCGUAAAGUCAAAGAUUUCCCCUUAUUAAAUUCUACAACAGACAGUAAUGUAAACAAACCAUUUGAUAAUGGUAUCGAGCCAGCAAAUAUAGUUCAAGCUUACAACAAUGAAAUUCACCCAAAUUUAAGUCAGCCGAUUAUCAUCACUACAAAUUCGUUAGAUACGGUCGUAGACAUUUCUGAAACCAACAAUAUUAAUACAAGUACUCAAAGCACUGAACAUAUUUCAUUUAGCAAGUGGGAGGAUAUAAAAAUACAAUGCGAUAUCGUAAAGUCAAAAUACGGCGUACGUCUCAAACCAGGACAACUGAUCAUCAACAAUGGUAAGCCGGUUGGCGGUACGCCAUAUCACUUUGUGGAUACUAGUUAUAGAAAAGAAUAUUUCCGGACGCUAAAAAGCAUGCUGUCAAAUGACGAACAGUCUAAGUGGCUUUGGAACAAAAUGACAACCGUCGGCAAUCAAGUGAGCCUUUACAAAUGCUCAGGUACAAACUGCAAAAAGGUGUUCAGCAAUCGGUUAUUAUUUCGGUCCCACUUAAACAACCACUAUGAUAAAUCAAAUAACUCGGAUAAUGCUUAUCAGUUUAUGCAAUGCAUGUAUUGCUUCAAGCAGUUCGAUACGGAAAGCAUAAAUGUAUUAGCCAACCACAUCACCGAUAAAUAUACUUUUUGUAAAUACUUCUGUCGGUAUUGCUUGUACCGCGCAUAUACAGCUUCACACGUUUUAAUCCACGAGUAUGUAUUUCAUAAAGAUCAAAAGCCUUCAAUAUUAAAACUCAAGAACCUCCGAGGCGAACGGAAAGAAAUAGUAAAGGCGAUUGACUUUAAAAAAUUUGUGUUGCCUUAUGUUUGCAAUAUUGAAUGCUGUACUUUCUCUUCUUAUAUCAAUAGUGAUUUCUUGUCUCAUUUGAGACUGGAGCAUGUACAUAGUGACCAAUUAUCUUGUGAUCUUUGUGCUAAAAACAAUGACGAUGGAUUUAUUUCGUUCAAUCCGAAAUUAUUUGUUAAACAUUUUAAUUUGCAUUGUAUUAACACAUAUCAAUGUAUUUUCUGCUUGUUUGGUGCUGAAUGUAUGAAUACCAUGAUAAUUCACUUAGCAAUGGAGCAUUUUGAAUAUGAACCUUUAUGCUUGGAACGUUGUCCGAAAAAUGAUUUUUGCGACGGCAACACAAUUAAAAAUCUUAAAAUUUUAAAUAUUAAGAAAUAUGUAAGCGAUGAGAUAAUAGAAAUAGUGAGUACGACUUCAUUAAAAAAUGUUGAUGGUAUAAAAGAAUGUCCAACUAAAGAGAUGAAUGAAUUAUGUCCAAUGGAUCCCGUUGACAUAUGUACAAAUACUAAGCCAGAUGACAUCGACAAUACUCCUCAGCUCUUAAGUAAAAUUUUUAAAAAAAUUGCACAAUCAACAAGAAACACAUCAACUCCAGCUAUUAAUAAUAACAAAAAUAACAUAAUUAUAUUAUCUGAUGAAGAUAAACGAACCGUUCCAGGGGAUGCAGAACAAAUUCAAAAUGUCAAGGCUUUAAUCGUAAAUGACAAAAAAAAUCCACCACAACUGUCAAAUUAUGAACUCAUAAAAGAUUUUAAAUUAGAAAAAGAUACUGAAAUACAAAUCAAUGGAAACUGUUUAGAACACCUUUCUAAUAAAACUGUUGAUGAAGUCUUCCUAGAUGGACUUUCAUAUGAAGAUCACUUAAAUAACUGCCCAGUAGAAGGUCCUAAAGAGUGUACUUUCUGUUUGGCACAGUCGAAGUCGACAUUUGAGGUUGUCGAAUUUCCAAAACUCCUUAGACCGAAUCGUUUCACGUGCACUUUUUGUAACUUGGAAUUUCCGUCUAGUGACAUUGUCAAGAACCACGUAAAAAAAGAACAUCACAUUUCUAACCUCGAGUUCGUGCCUGUAGAUGUUAAUGCGACGGAUAUUGAGAAAGACAAAUUUCUUGUAUGCCAGGAUAAAUCUUCUAGAACGAAAAAACGAUCUAAUGAUUGUAUCGUUUUAACAAAUAGUCCUGAGAGUACUAUCGUUCUUCAAAAGAAACGUUCUAAAGUUGUUAACAAGCAAGAUGAUUCUCAAUUAACUAUAUUUCCGGAUACUUUGCAACAAAAGUUUACUAGACCUAGUAGGGUUGAAUCAAAGCAACAACACAAAAUCCUAAAAAGAAAACAUUCCACCGAGAGCUGCGAAGACGACAACAGAAAAAUACCUAGCCAAUAUAAGUCAAACGAUCUGGGUGUUAGAAUAGCAAUGUAUUUUUCUCCUGACAAUAUUGAUAACAUUCCACGAACAGAAUAUUUCUUGCAACCGAUGGGAUGUUUACUUUGCGAGUAUGAAACUAAGGUGCGAUCAAAACUAGUCUCACACAUCAAGAAACAUAGAGUAAAGCCAGACGAAUCGACUAAGAAAAUUUCUAAAUCUAUUCCAUGUAAUUCCAAGUCUAUAUUUACGUCCAUGAAUAUGACCAAUUCAUCCACCAGUUCAUUUACAGCUCAAGAAAAUGAAAAGAUGAAAUCAACUGAAAAAAAUAAAGAUUUUCUAAUAGAAACAUCAACUAUUACAUUACCUUCGAUGUUCAGAGAACGAUUUUACGAUUAUCCUCAAUGUCCACAUUGUAAACCAAUACCGACUAGGGUCGUCGGUAUACGUGAAAUGAGGUUGCAUUUAAAUUAUCACGGUGAAGACUUAUACAUUUGUCAAUAUUGCAGUUACUUUCAUUAUAAAAGUGAAAAAAUAGAAGCACACCAGAAAAGAAAACAUCCGUCACAAAUGAAUGGCAAAAAAAAAUUAAAUGUCAUCGCGAUCAGAAGACAAACUCCUAUUAAAAAACCCAUACCUCCAGCUGAAUGGAUAUGUAAAUUAUGUACCUUGGGUGUCAAGUAUACUAUAACUGAGAUUGCUAAACACUUGUUAACGGUCCAUAAAAUAUCAAACAUGUUUAAAUGCUCAAUAUGUUUAUAUAAUCAUAGUGAUUAUGAAGUGUUUAAAAAACAUUUCAAGUUGAAUCAUCCAUCUUUGCCAGUAAAGUACUUGAAUGUACAUUUUGAUAAAGUUAGUCCAGAUGUAAAACCGCAACCACCUAAUAAGCAAACACAUUUUGAUGAACACGCGGUCAAGGGGGGCCAAGGGGUGGCCAAGACAAAUUUAGAGGGGGCCGUGGCCCCUGGCACCGCCACUGUUUCUACCAGGUCAUCGUCGCUGUCGUUUGGUUCAAUAAAAUCUAAAGAUUUGGACAGUUUAAGUUUAAUUGCAAUAAGCACUGAUUUUAAAGAACUUCUCGCUAAAGCACAUCAAGCCCAUCAAGUGCUUAUUGCAAUUAAACCUAGACUGUCCAAAUCUUUAGAUUUUAUUGAACCAAACGACGGCGACGACGACCUACAUAGCAUAGAUAUGAGGAAAAAUUUAAAUUUCAGAAAUGUACCAUUACAAAUAGCCCGGCAGAUACUAUGUUUAAAAAACAGCAUACAAAUGGACCCUAAUUGCAAGAUAUUUUACAUCAAAUUUUAA
Rhopalosiphum padi (bird cherry-oat aphid) is the source of this 3864-nucleotide messenger RNA. RefSeq lists its product as uncharacterized. The record is from RefSeq and is a predicted model, not a curated record. Lineage: Eukaryota; Metazoa; Arthropoda; Insecta; Hemiptera; Aphididae. Gene Ontology annotation, cellular component: chromosome. The coding region runs from base 1 to 3864 and encodes 1287 amino acids. Gene Ontology annotation, biological process: regulation of transcription by RNA polymerase II. The transcript has 19 exons. Gene Ontology annotation, molecular function: chromatin insulator sequence binding.